Salvia splendens (bonfire salvia) is the source of this 2371-nucleotide messenger RNA. RefSeq names its product double-stranded RNA-binding protein 1. Gene Ontology annotation, cellular component: nucleus. The transcript has 6 exons. Gene Ontology annotation, molecular function: ribonuclease III activity; double-stranded RNA binding. Lineage: Eukaryota; Viridiplantae; Streptophyta; Magnoliopsida; Lamiales; Lamiaceae. The record is from RefSeq and is a predicted model, not a curated record. Gene Ontology annotation, biological process: regulation of gene expression; RNA processing. Bases 673 to 2121 code for a protein of 482 amino acids.
AAUUUUCGUUAAUUUACUCAUUUAUUUUUCAUUCACUUUCUAUUUUUUUCUUCCUCGUAUUCUUCUGACAAAUUAAUAACUGUGAAUUUUUCUCUAUCUAUCUUCUCUCAAUUAUUAACCGCUAAUUCAAUUUUGCUAAGUAUUUUAGCUGAAAAUGAGAUCUUUCUGUUGUGUCUGAUUACUACACACUGCAAUUUCCUUCAUAGCUUAGCUCAUGCCCAAACUCCGAGGACUACCUACGCCUGCUCUACUCCUCUAAUUCUACGGAGUCGAAAUUCUGGUGUAUCCAUUUCUGCUGAGUGAUUGGAGCUUUUUACUGAGUUCCUUUUUUUUCAAAAUUAGGGAUGCUUGGUGUGUGGGGAAAUCUUAUGGCAAAGGAUUUGUUUUCAAUUCUUGGAUUGUUUGCUCUGAUUAAUUUACAAGGUCCAGAUUAAGUGAACUAUUGAAAAGAUGCAUUUGAUUUUUAUAUACUUAUGUGAAAAUUACUCAGUAGAAUUUGUGAUUUUUAAAUUUGAGUAAGAAUGGCAUAUGCAUGCCUUGCACAGUUGCUCCUUCUGAACUUCUCUUUGAAUAUUCUUCGAGACUGUGUUUAUGGAUCUUUAAUAGUUGAUUGAAUCACAGAGAAAAUGGGGUAGUGGUGAAGGGGUGAGGACAACCUGAAUUUUUUUUCGGAUGGAAUCUGGUCAGAUUGACGUUGAUGGUGGUGUUGGAAGUGCGACCGGGACAGCGUACACCCCUCCAGCCCCUACGGCUCAGGAGGAAAUUGACCCCGGCCGAGCUUUGUCUACGAAGAUGAAGGUCAAGGGCACCAAUCAAGAAUCGCAAGAAAAAGAUAAACCUCCAAGUAUCCCAAGCUGUAAUGUCUUUAAGAGCCAACUGCAAGAAUAUUGCCAGAAAAUCAGACUAACUAUGCCAGUUUAUGAAACUAUCAAGGAAGGCCAUUCUCAUGAGCCAGUUUUUAAAUCAACUGUUGUCGUGAACAAUGCCAGAUAUGUUUCUCUACCUGGGUUUUACAAUCGGAAGGCAGCAGAGCAGUCGGCUGCUGAAGUUGCCCUCCUAGCGCUAGCCAAAUCCAAUAAUAGUAGUAGCAAUGGGAUCUCCCAGCAUGUGAUGGAAGCUGGUCAGAUUGACAUUGGUUGUAGUGUUAGAAUUGCGACCGGGACAACUUACACCCCUCCAGCCCCUACAACUCAGGAGGAAAUUGACCUCAGCCGAGAUUUGUCUAGGAAGAUGAAGGUCAUGGGAACCAAUCAAGAAUCACACGGAAAAAAUAAACCUCCAAGUGUCUCAAGCUGUUAUGUCUUCAAGAGCCAACUGCUAGAAUAUUGCCAGAAAACCGGACUAACUACGCCAGUUUAUGAAACUAUCAAGGAAGGCCCUUCUCACGAGCCAGUUUUUAAAUCAACGGUUGUCGUGAACAAUGCCAGAUAUGUUUCUCUACCUGGAUUUCACAAUCGGAAGGCAUCAGAGCAGUCGGCUGCUGAAGUUGCCCUCUUAGCGCUCGCCAAAUCCAAUAAUAGUAGCAGUGAGAUCUCCCAGCUCUUGCACGAGACAAGCUUGUGCAAGAACUUGCUACAAGAUUAUGCUCAAAAGAUGAACAAUGUUAGUCCUAUAUAUAUGUGCCGUUGGGAAGAGAAGGAAGGCAAAAUGCCCAUGUUUUCCUGCGUUGUUGCAAUUGGGAGUAUCAAGUACACUGGAGCUUCAGCAGGCACAAAGAAAGAAGCCGAGAUAAAAGCUGCUAGGACGGCCUUGCUAGCCAUUCAGACAGCAGUGCCCGUCACCGAAGAUCACACGGGCAACUCCAUUUACACCGUUAUCCCACAGAAAAGGAAGGGAUCUGAUCUUGCUAUCAGCAUUCAGGAGACUAGAGAGUCAUUGAAGCCAAAGAAAGGCUGGGUCAAGAAGCAGUAUCAAAAGAAGUGGCAGCCUGUGAAGAAAGACAACCCUGCUGGAGGUACGACUCGUUUGGAGGUCAAUGCAGAUGGCCGGACAGGAGUCGGAUCAACUGUUACCGUUGGACAGGGUGGAUUGCAAGUGGAUGCAGCCGAUACUGUCGGCUCCCGAGGCACGACGAACGGUGGCUCGGAUAUGCAUCAACAUGAGGGACGAGGAUGCAGCUGAUAAUGAGAUAGAUGAAGAUGAUUUUGAAAUAAUCUUGUGAAAAGUAUAUAAGUCGAAUUUGUGAUUUGUAAAAUUAGGAAGGAUGUUAACAACCUCACUGAUAUCUAACUAGGCCAUGGAUUGAUCUUUUAGGUUAAUCAUGACAGCUAUUUUGAUGCCUCUAAGAAACUGUAAUAAAUUAAAUGAGUUUUAAUCUUGUGAAUUGCACUAAACAGGCUCUGCAGUUUCAGUGACAUUUUGGAGAUAUUUA